GACGCGCGCCGCGGGUCGCGCGGCCCCGGCGCGUGGUGCGGAGGCAUGGCUUCGCUGCGGUGUAGCACUGCGGUCUGCGUGAUCUGCUUGGAGAAGCCCAAGUACCGCUGCCCGGCCUGCCGCGUGCCCUACUGCUCCGUGACCUGCUUCCAGAAGCACAAAGAGCAGUGCAGCCCUGAAACUCGUCCCAUUGAGAAAAGAUCAGCAGCUCCUGUAAAAACCACAAAGCCUGAGGACAACAAAGAUGAUGACUCUCUAGCUGAUUUUCUCAAUAGUGAUGAGGAAGAAGACAGAGUUUCUUUACAGAGCUUGAAUAAUUUAGGGGAAUCUGCAACUUUAAGAAGCUUAUUGACCAAUCCACACCUUAGACACCUGAUGGUCAACCUCGAUCAGGGGGACAACAAAGCAAAGCUGAUGAAAACCUAUAUGCAAGAGCCUUUGUUUGUGGAGUUUGCAGACUGCUGUUUAAGCAUUGUGGAGCCGUCCCAGAAUGAGGAUUCAUAAAAUGAAGUCCUGUAUUCCUUGCCCAAGCAUAUGCCUCACUCCCAGUACUUGUUGGCUCCUCCCUGGAGCUGGGUAGGGGUUCCCUAGGCAGCCUGGCUGCUGGGUUCCUGAGCCUUUGCCUUCAUCCACAUAUCUCUGAGACAGAUUCAUAUCUUCAGAUCCAUAGAUGCUCAAGGUGUUGAGCCUUUAUGAAGAAGGUGUUUGAUAUUCAAAAUAAGGUUGGUUUUAUAUUUUAUUUUUUAUAGAGUUUGGAUACACAUAAAUAUCAAGUUUUCAUCCAGGUUCAGUUAAAAACUGGAUCAGUGUUACUAAACUAAAUGGAAGAUGUGGUUCUCGUGUAUAUUGCAUUGUACUUGGUUCCUAAUCUAAUUCUUUGAAAUCAUAUUAAAUAAAUCAAGAACUUAUUAAAUAUUCCCCCCCUAACUAAAUGUCAAGUUUUCCUCAGCUAAGAUUUUAGAGCCAAUUGUAGGUUGACUCUGCCUGUUUUCUUUUAAAGUGCUUGUGGGUGACUACCCCUGCUGUAGUAACAGGUAACACUCAAGUAUGGAGAGUCUCCAGCUGAGUUUGAUCCAUGAAGGUAGUGAAAUGGGAAGGUCUCUGUGGACCUAAUCCUGAUGUGAUAAGUACCUACCCUGGCACUCUACCAGUGCUUGGUGGGCUGGUACACUGGCCAUGGAGCCCUGGUUUGCAGGCUGGAUCUCUUGGUUGUAUGUGUGCAUUUGGAAUUGCCUUGAGAAUUGUUUGGCACUUGUAUGCUAAUUAAGUGUCUUUGGCAAGGCUGCUGGCAGGAAAAGGCCUUAUAGAAACAAAGGCAUUAAAGAUCACUUAGCCAGGU
Messenger RNA from Dipodomys ordii (Ord's kangaroo rat), 1339 nucleotides. It is a transcript of the gene Znhit3, whose product is annotated as zinc finger, HIT-type containing 3. Gene Ontology annotation, cellular component: pre-snoRNP complex; nucleus. Lineage: Eukaryota; Metazoa; Chordata; Mammalia; Rodentia; Heteromyidae. The coding region runs from base 46 to 504 and encodes 152 amino acids. Gene Ontology annotation, molecular function: protein binding. Gene Ontology annotation, biological process: box C/D snoRNP assembly; maturation of LSU-rRNA from tricistronic rRNA transcript (SSU-rRNA, 5.8S rRNA, LSU-rRNA); snoRNA localization. The transcript has 5 exons. The record is from RefSeq and is a predicted model, not a curated record.